Molecule: messenger RNA, 1666 nt
Organism: Leptonychotes weddellii (Weddell seal)
Lineage: Eukaryota; Metazoa; Chordata; Mammalia; Carnivora; Phocidae
Source: RefSeq, a predicted model, not a curated record
AUGGAAGGGCCCAUCUGGUUGGACAAUAUCUACUGCACCGGCAAGGAGGCCACCCUCGCGGCCUGCUCCUCCAAUGGCUGGGGCGUCACCGACUGCAAGCACACCGAAGACGUGGGUGUGGUGUGCAGUGACAAAAGGAUUCCUGGUUUCAAAUUCGACAGUUCGUUGGUCAACCACAUAGAGAACCUGAACAUCCAGGUGGAGGACAUCCGGAUCCGAGCCAUCCUGUCGGCCUACCGCAAGCGCACCCCCGUGACAGAGGGCUAUGUGGAGGUCAAGGACGGCAAGACCUGGAAGCAGAUCUGCGACAAGCACUGGACAGCCAAGAAUUCCCGAGUGGUCUGCGGCAUGUUUGGCUUCCCUGGGGAGAGGACGUACAACACCAAAGUGUACAAGCCAAGACAAAAAGCAAUUCUCUCCUCUCCAGAAGAGGAGGCCUGGAACCUUGAGCUGGUUAUGGGAUGCAGUUGGAAGAGUUCUGAGGGUGGGAGAAACACGUUCUUACCGUCUAGGACUUUAUUGCCCACUCCAGAAACUUACCUUCAGAAGCUGUCAGUAGUACCUGUUUGUUUUCCUCCCCCAGGGAUAGGACCCAUCCACCUCAAUGAAAUCGAGUGCACCGGGAAUGAGAAGUCCAUUAUAGACUGCAAAUUCAAUGCCGAGUCUCUGGGCUGCAACCACGAGGAAGAUGCUGGCGUGAGAUGUAACAUCCCUGCCAUGGGCUUCCAGAAGAAGCUGCGCCUGAAUGGGGGCCGGAACCCCUACGAGGGCCGGGUGGAGGUGCUGGUGGAGAGGAACGGGUCCCUCGUAUGGGGGACAGUGUGUGGCGAGAACUGGGGCAUUGUGGAGGCCAUGGUAGUCUGCCGGCAGCUGGGCCUGGGGUUUGCCAGCAGCGCCUUCCAGGAGACCUGGUAUUGGCAAGGAAAUGUCUACGCCAACAAAGUGGUCAUGAGCGGGGUGAAGUGCUCGGGAACGGAGCUGUCCCUGGCUCACUGCCGCCACGAUGAGGACGUGGCCUGCCCCCAGGGUGCAGUGCAGUAUGGGGCCGGAGUCGCCUGCUCAGAAACUGCCCCUGACCUGGUCCUCAAUGCGGAGAUCGUCCAGCAGAGCACCUACCUGGAGGACCGUCCCAUGUUCAUGCUCCAGUGUGCCAUGGAGGAGAACUGCCUCUCAGCCUCGGCCGCCCAGACCAACCCCACCACAGGCUACCGACGCCUUCUGCGCUUCUCCUCCCAGAUCCACAACAACGGGCAGUCUGACUUCCGACCCAAGAAUGGCCGCCAUGCGUGGAUCUGGCACGAUUGUCACAGGUGAGCCCUCCUGCAUCACCCGCCGGCCACGCUGGCCCGACACGCUGCAGGGCCUGCAUGGGAUUCAGAAUCGCAGGCUCCCUCUGAGACAGCCGAGAGGCCACACACCCAGGAGGCAGGGAGUCCGGGUCGCCACAGUGGCCUUCCACACUUACUGAGCCAUUCUCCAGUCCCGGCUGUCCCGGCCCCACUCACCUUCCCCGAGCCUGGUCUCUUUCUUGCCUCCGGGGCCUAAUGUUAGGAAACAAACUUGGAGUACCCGAUGUCUCUCUACUGACCCUUUGGUCGAUGGUUUUCAAGUGCAUCUACGGCAAGUUCAUGCUCUGCAGGGUACUUGGGGAUUCUGCAGUUUUUGG